This is a messenger RNA of Otolemur garnettii (small-eared galago), 1476 nucleotides long. RefSeq names its product tubulin beta 4A class IVa (gene TUBB4A). Gene Ontology annotation, cellular component: cytoplasm; microtubule. The transcript is spliced from 4 exons. Gene Ontology annotation, biological process: mitotic cell cycle; microtubule cytoskeleton organization. The record is from RefSeq and is a predicted model, not a curated record. Bases 81 to 1415 code for a protein of 444 amino acids. NCBI's taxonomy places the organism in Eukaryota, Metazoa, Chordata, Mammalia, Primates, Galagidae. Gene Ontology annotation, molecular function: GTPase activity; GTP binding; structural constituent of cytoskeleton.
CCGCCGCUGCAACCGCCAGCCGCUCUGCAGUCUCAGCUCCUAGCACCACAGCCUCCGGGUCCGCCAGCAGCGCCACCACCAUGCGGGAGAUCGUGCACCUGCAGGCCGGCCAGUGCGGCAACCAGAUCGGGGCCAAGUUUUGGGAGGUGAUCAGUGACGAACAUGGCAUCGACCCUACCGGCACAUACCAUGGGGACAGUGACCUGCAGCUGGAGAGGAUCAAUGUGUACUACAAUGAGGCCACAGGAGGGAAUUAUGUCCCCAGAGCUGUGCUGGUGGACCUGGAGCCUGGCACCAUGGACUCUGUCCGCUCUGGUCCCUUUGGCCAGAUCUUUCGGCCUGACAACUUUGUGUUUGGCCAAUCCGGAGCCGGCAACAACUGGGCCAAGGGGCACUACACUGAGGGCGCGGAGCUGGUGGACGCCGUCCUGGACGUGGUGCGGAAGGAGGCCGAGAGCUGCGACUGCCUGCAGGGCUUCCAGCUGACGCACUCGCUGGGAGGCGGCACGGGCUCAGGCAUGGGCACGCUGCUCAUCAGUAAGAUCCGCGAGGAGUUCCCCGACCGCAUCAUGAACACCUUCAGCGUGGUGCCCUCGCCCAAGGUGUCGGACACGGUGGUGGAGCCGUACAACGCCACCCUGUCCGUGCACCAGCUGGUGGAGAACACGGACGAGACCUACUGCAUCGACAACGAGGCGCUCUACGACAUCUGCUUCCGCACGCUCAAGCUGACCACGCCAACCUACGGAGACCUCAACCACCUGGUGUCGGCCACCAUGAGCGGGGUCACCACCUGCCUGCGCUUCCCAGGCCAGCUCAACGCCGACCUGCGCAAGCUGGCGGUGAACAUGGUGCCCUUCCCGCGCCUGCACUUCUUCAUGCCGGGCUUCGCGCCGCUCACCAGCCGGGGCAGCCAGCAGUACCGCGCACUCACGGUGCCGGAGCUCACCCAGCAGAUGUUCGACGCCAAGAACAUGAUGGCCGCCUGCGACCCGCGCCACGGCCGCUACCUGACGGUGGCCGCAGUGUUCCGGGGCCGCAUGUCCAUGAAGGAGGUGGACGAGCAGAUGCUGAGCGUGCAGAGCAAAAACAGCAGCUACUUCGUGGAGUGGAUCCCCAACAACGUGAAGACGGCCGUGUGCGACAUCCCGCCCCGAGGCCUGAAGAUGGCGGCCACCUUCAUCGGCAACAGCACGGCCAUCCAGGAGCUGUUCAAGCGCAUCUCAGAGCAGUUCACGGCAAUGUUCCGACGCAAGGCCUUCCUGCACUGGUACACGGGCGAGGGCAUGGACGAGAUGGAGUUCACUGAGGCCGAGAGCAACAUGAACGACUUGGUGUCCGAGUACCAGCAGUACCAGGACGCUACUGCCGAGGAGGGCGAGUUCGAGGAGGAGGCGGAGGAGGAGGUGGCCUAGCGCCACGCCAUCGCUGCCGCUCUGCCGGCCCUGGGCACCUGCCCUCCCUGGAACCCCACUU